AUGUCGGUCGAAAUCGAGAUUGUCAUCUAUGGGACCAACGAGGUCACCAUCUACGUCCCUGUCUGGCCUUUGUGGCAGAGACGAGCACCGCUGCAACCCCAGCGGCCGCUGAACGGGCACAACGGCGGCAAGUCACUUGUCAAGCACACGAACGUUGAGGGGCCGCCGCCACAGUGUCAAUGGCGCGCUUUCAUAAGGACCUCACAGGCCAAGGCCAACACUUUGUGUACUAAGAUGGCGAUGCAUAGUACCUCUCAGGUGUUACUCGAGAUAUUGUUGUAUGGUAUUUCACGUAUCAAUACACGGCUCCUCAAAAGCAUCUUUCGGCGUUUACCGAAAGCGCUUGAGACCAGCCACCCGGCGCAGGCUUCCGUCGAGAGUUUGGGAACCAGCAAUUUUCAGAACAUUUUCGCCGGAUGGGAGGAACGCGCCAUAGUAGUAUCUGGGCCCGAGGAUGGAAGAGAUGGCUGGGCGGAGUAUGAGCAGCGCUUCUCAGACCUUGCGGACUUGAGCAGGCGCAAGUAG
This is a messenger RNA of Cryphonectria parasitica EP155, 525 nucleotides long. RefSeq lists its product as uncharacterized. The record is from RefSeq and is a predicted model, not a curated record. The coding region runs from base 1 to 525 and encodes 174 amino acids. The transcript has 3 exons. Lineage: Eukaryota; Fungi; Ascomycota; Sordariomycetes; Diaporthales; Cryphonectriaceae.